GUACAACCGUCAAAACAGCCAAGAACUGAUCAACCUUCUCUUCCUUCUGCCAUUCACCAACCGCAAUGACUUGAGACUUCUGUUGUUGUUUGCAAUGCUAGAUUCAGUAAUGUUAACUUUGAUAUUGUGCGUUAUAAAAACUACUUUAUAUAUGUGCAACAAAGAAAGAAUAAUACUCACACGGCAGCAAGAGCACCUUUUUUCGAGUGACGGACCCGCUUUAUACACAAAGGGAGGGCAUAAAGAGCUUGCUACCGUUCAGGUCGUACCUGUCCGUUCAUUCCACCAUUCACCAACCGCAAUUGUUUGAGAUUUGUGUUGCCCUA
Messenger RNA from Zychaea mexicana, 326 nucleotides. RefSeq lists its product as uncharacterized. NCBI's taxonomy places the organism in Eukaryota, Fungi, Mucoromycota, Mucoromycetes, Mucorales, Lichtheimiaceae. The transcript has 2 exons. Bases 95 to 310 code for a protein of 71 amino acids. The record is from RefSeq and is a predicted model, not a curated record.